Messenger RNA from Plasmodium relictum, 2643 nucleotides. RefSeq names its product root hair defective 3 GTP-binding protein (RHD3) homolog, putative. Gene Ontology annotation, biological process: endoplasmic reticulum membrane fusion. Lineage: Eukaryota; Apicomplexa; Aconoidasida; Haemosporida; Plasmodiidae. The coding region runs from base 1 to 2643 and encodes 880 amino acids. Gene Ontology annotation, molecular function: GTPase activity; GTP binding. The transcript has a single exon. The record is from RefSeq and is a predicted model, not a curated record. Gene Ontology annotation, cellular component: endoplasmic reticulum.
AUGCAAAGCGAUAUUAUAACUCAAAUAAUUGAUUAUGAUGGCAAUAUAGUAGGUGACUUAAAAGAAUGGAUGUCUAAAAAUAAAUUAUCAAAUUUAGGGUUUGAUUAUAAUGUAAUAGCUAUAUUAGGAAGUCAAAGUAGUGGCAAAAGUACAUUGUUAAAUCAUUUAUUUAAAACAUGUUUUGAUGUAAUGAAUACAAAACAAGGGCAUAGUCAAACAACAAAAGGGUUGUGGUUAAGUUACGAAAUGUUUCAAAAUAAUUCGAGUUUUGAUUAUGCAAAUAACUUAGAACAUAAGAUAUAUAAUGAUAUAAAUUAUUUAAAUAAUGAGAAAAAAAGAGAAAAUAAUGAAACGAGGCCAACCUUAAUACUUGAUGUAGAAGGAACUGAUUCAAAAGAAAGGGGAGAUAACAGAUUAACUUUCGAGCAUAGGUCAGCUUUAUUUUGCUUGGCUUUAGCUGAUUGUGUAAUUGUUAACUUAUGGUAUCAUUCUUUAGGAAAUUUCACAGCUUCUAAUUAUGGAUUACUAAAAACAGUAAUGGAAGUAAAUUUAGAAUUAUUCCAGCAAGAUAGAAAUUGCCCCAAAACUAUUUUAUUAUUUGCAGUAAGAGAUUGGUUUGAAGACUUUGCAUCAAUAGAAAUAGUUAAAAAGAAAAUAAUAGAAGAUUAUUUGAAUAGAAUAUGGAAAGAAAUGAAAAAACCAAAUGAAUUAGGAGAUAUUAACAUUAAUAACUUUUUUAUUAUUGAGGUAGUAGGCUUGUCACAUGCUAUCAUUAAAAAAGAAGAUUUUAUAAAUGAUGUAAACAACUUAAGAAAAAAAUGGAUAAACGAAUUAAAGCCAUUACAAUAUUCUAGAAAUAUUCCUUCUGAUGGUUUUGCUCAAUAUUGUAAUAACAUAUGGAGUACUAUAGUAAAACAAUCACAAUUAGAUAUUCCAUCUCAGAAAGAAAUGUUAGCAACAUUUAGAUGCCAAGAGAUAAAAAAUAAUGUUCUUAAUAAUAUAAAUAAAAUAAUUAAAGAAAAAAUAGAUUUAUCUCAUCAUAAACCUAUUGAUAAUUUUAAGGAGUGGGCGGAAAAUGAUAUUAUACAAAAAUGUUUAAAUGAUUAUUUAUCUGAUGCUUCAAGAUAUAAAGAAAGUAUAUGUUUAAAAACAUCUGAAGAAUUACUAGAAAAUUUAUUUAUACAAUUACAAUUAAUUGUUGAUAAUAAUUUAAAUUUUGUACAAAGAAUAUUGUCAAUGAAAUUUUCUAAUGAAUUAAAUAAUUUAUAUAAAGUCUGUUCAACUGAUAAAAACAUUUUUUUAUUUGAUGAAGAAUCAAAUUUAAAUAAAAAAGAAGUAAAUUAUUCUUUGCAAAAGGAUGGAAAUCAAGACAAGCACGAUAAGUGUGUUUAUUUAUGGACUAAUUUUUUACAUAACGCGGAUACAUUAGAAUACCAAACUCUUUGUAAUUUUUUUGAAAAUUACGAAAAAUGUAAUAUUGAAAUUAAAAAAAAAACAUUUCAUGAAUUUAAUUAUAAAUCUUCGUUGAACACACUAUCCACUUCAAUAUGUAAAGACGUAAAUAGAAUUAAAAACAUUCAAUACAAUCUUUUAUUAGAUAAAGUAAGGUCUACUAUUAAAAGUAGAUUUAAAUCUAUUGAUACAUUACUUAUUACUACAAAAAAUACUGAUGAAUAUUGGGAUUCUACAUUGAAUAUAGUUAUAAAAUUACAAGAAAACAUUAAUACUAAUUUAACUAAAUGUUUUAUAAAUCUUAAGGAUAAUGAGCUAUCAAGAAGUUAUUACCAUGAUGAUAAUGAUAAAAAAAGUGAAAUAUAUAAUAAUGAAAAAAAAGAGAAAUUAUAUUUCUCAUUAAAUGACAAAGAAGAUAAUUAUGACAAAAAUUUUUAUAAUGCAAAAAAAAUUAAUAUAAUUAAAAAUAAAGAAAAAUAUAUAAGCACUGUAAAUGAGGAAAUAAAUAAGAAAAUGGAGAAUAUAGAUUUUAUGAUUGAAUUAAAGAAAUUUUAUUUAGAAGAAAUAAUUGAUGUUUUAAAAAACAAAUUUAAUGAAAUAUCAGAGAAUUUAUCUCGUAUUAUUAUACAAAGAUUUGAAUUAGUAUUUAAUUAUGAUGAAGCUGAACAACCAAGACAGUGGAAAGAUAUUUCUAUGUUAGAGUUAAAAAAAAUUUUUCGUGAAUCAAAAAACUAUGCUUUCUUAAUAAUUGAAAUUCUUCAAAAAAAUAUAAAAGUAGAAAUUAUUGAUGAUUAUUUACCAAAUAAUUUUAUUAAAGAAGAAAUAAUAGAAAAAGGGAAAAAUAAAGCAAAAAAAAAAAUGCAAGAAUUGUGUAGAGAUGCACAGUAUAUACAAGAAACAGGAGGAAAGAUGAGUUUAAAGAACAUUCCUUUAUUAUUUUGGGUUAUUUUAUUACUAUUUGGAUGGAAUGAGAUAUUAUCAUUUACUCGUCUUUUUUUUAAAUUAAAUAUAAUUUUGCCAUUAAUUUUAGCAUUUAUUCUUAUUAUAUCUACUUGCUUAUAUAAUGGAAAUAUGGAAGUAUUAUCUUAUAUUAAUAAAGUUUUUUUUUAUUUAGCAAAAAAUUCUUAUAAUUUUUACAGACAUAUACAAAAAGUAAAUAAUAAAAGUGCCCAUGAAGAUGUAUCAGAUUAA